This is a messenger RNA of Brettanomyces nanus, 207 nucleotides long. RefSeq lists its product as uncharacterized. The record is from RefSeq and is a predicted model, not a curated record. Lineage: Eukaryota; Fungi; Ascomycota; Pichiomycetes; Pichiales; Pichiaceae. The transcript has 2 exons. Bases 1 to 207 code for a protein of 68 amino acids.
AUGGAGAAAUUAGUCUUUGCGGAUGAGGAGCCAGAAGAAACAGACGAAGAUGACGAUGAAGCUUCGAUAUCCUUAAAGAAGUCAGCACCCAUAGGUGAAUUCGAUCUUUGGGAUGUUGCGUCUGAGGUGAAGAGAGAGGAGGAUGAGAUGGAGGAGAAGGAGGUGAGAAGAGGGGGAGGAACGGAUGUUUCUAGUGGAAGAGAUUGA